This is a messenger RNA of Lachancea meyersii CBS 8951, 168 nucleotides long. NCBI's taxonomy places the organism in Eukaryota, Fungi, Ascomycota, Saccharomycetes, Saccharomycetales, Saccharomycetaceae. The record is from the annotation of a GenBank genome assembly.
AUGAAGUUCUCCACUGUUAUCGCCGCUGCCUCCGCCUUCGUCGCUGUCAACGCUGCCAACGAAUCCAACUCGUCGUCGUCGAACGCCGCCCCAAUGGCUGGCUCUAACGCUGUCGGCUACACCGCCUUCGGUGCUGCCGUCGCCGGUGCCGUUGCUCUGUUGAUGUAA